Molecule: messenger RNA, 2215 nt
Organism: Passer domesticus (house sparrow)
Lineage: Eukaryota; Metazoa; Chordata; Aves; Passeriformes; Passeridae
Product: epidermal retinol dehydrogenase 2-like
Exons: 7
Coding region: 336-1256 (306 amino acids)
Cellular component (GO): lipid droplet
Molecular function (GO): oxidoreductase activity, acting on the CH-OH group of donors, NAD or NADP as acceptor
Source: RefSeq, a predicted model, not a curated record
GUAGUGCCGGGGCCAGGCUUUUCCCUGCGGCUGGCCAGUUGCUGGCAAAUGGGAAUGCGUGGUGUGAUUUCGGCCGCGCGGCACUGGAAAAGGCACAGGGUGUGGGGAAUGUUCCAAUUGCCGGGCUUCCGAAAGAGGUCACGUCUCCUGCUAAGGACGCCUUCCUUCCUAGGGGUGAUAUCGCACCAGUGUGUUCAGUACUUUUUUGUUCAGCUAGCUUCAGCUUGCUGUGAAAACAAAGUGCUAUUGCUGUAACACACCUGCCUAAAAUUUAUGUUACUAAACGUUUUUAAAAACAGAAUUGAAAGAAGAGUGGUGCUUGUACCUGAGAAAUCAUGUGCAACUUCAGAUGCAUCAAGAAGUUACUACAGUACCUGAAAUUUUAUAUUUUUUUAAUUAUCGAGAACGCCUUCUGUAUAUUCUAUCUCCGCAAAAAACAUUUUGCUGGUGAAAUAGUACUUAUUACUGGCUCUGCAAAUGGGAUUGGAAGGCAGGUUGCCUUAAAAUUGGCUCCUUUGGGAGUAACCUUGGUUCUUUGGGACAUUGAUGACGAAGGUAACAAAGAAACAAGCAGACUGGCCCAACAAAAUGGAGCCAGCCGGGUGUUUGUCUACCACUGUGACUGCAGCAGGAGGGAGGAUGUCUAUGAACAGGCAGACAAGGUUAGAAAAGAAGUUGGGGAUGUUACUAUUCUAAUCAAUAAUGCUGGCACACUGAUUGGGAAAAAGUUCUUUGAGCUUACAGAUGAAGACUUUGAAAAGACCUUCAGAAUCAACUUCUUUUCUCAAGUCUGGACUUGCAAGGCAUUUCUUCCAGCCAUGGUGGCCUGUAACCGUGGGCACGUGGUUAGCACAGCCAGUGGAGGCGGAUUACUGGGACUCUACAGGCAGUCAGAUUAUUCAGCAAGUAAGUCUGCAGUCAUUGCAUUGAUGGAAGCCAUACAUUCAGAACUGUAUCAUGGAGGAAAACGUGGCAUUAAAACCACAAUCAUUUGCCCUUAUUUUAUUAGCACUAGGUUAGGCAAAGACUUCAAAAGCACAAGACCCUGUUUGUUUUCUGUUUAUGAUCCAGAGUAUGCAGCCAGCAGGAUCGUAGAGGCAAUUAAAAAGGAGAAAUUUUAUCUGAUCAUGCCUCCAGCUGUAUACUUACUUGGUCUCAAAAUUUUUCUUCCUAGAAAAGCAGCGCUAUUCCUCGAGUCUUACGUUAAGUUUCCUGAGAGCAUAGAAGAAGCCUUUGGUCAGAAGAAAAAGGAUUGAAACAAAAAGUAUUCUGAAGACCUCAAGUGCUAUCUAAUUGAACAUUUUCAGUAAAAAAAAAAAAUUUUAAAUCCUAUUUAUUCCUUGACAAAAAAAAAAAAUCACUUAUUUUAUGCUAUUUUACAUUGGCCAGCAUGCCAUUUAAUUCUUCACAACUGUCUUUUAAGCCUUUAAGUACGAUUACAGCAGUCAAUGCAAAUUGACAUGACAUUAUGUUUGGGCAUAUAUUGAGAGCCCAAACAUCUUAAUGCAUAAUUUCAUUGCUGGUGCUGCAGAGCUUAAGAGCAGGGCUCAUGAGGUGAGAAAAAUGUAUUUGAAAUUAUUUGUGAAACAAAACUCUAACUUGAAGUAGUGUCACAUGCUAGUGACAUUAAUAUAUGGUUAAAUGUGAAAGGUCUCAGGAUGAAAUAUUUGCAAGCAAGGAGCUCAUUAUAAGGGCUCACUUUUAAGGAUGCCUUUCUUGUUUUCAGUUGUUUUAACUAAAGUCUAUCUACCUUACCACCUACAUCUGCAGUUGUAAGUUCACCAACCAUAUAGGCAGGACGUGAGUAGGUUAAGAAUAACGCAUAGGAAAUAAUACCCUAUUUUCUAAGCUAUAUUUCAGCUAUACACCCUGCAAAUCUUUGUUCUGUACUGCUGCAACCUCAGCCAAGGGCACUUUUGGCUCCAUAUUCCUUUCAGGCUAAUCUGCUUGUCUCAAGAAGGAAUUUGUAAAGCUUAUACUUUCUAAGUCUCACAGUGAUCUGUCAGAUUUUCUUAUCAGUCCUAGAAAUCAGUAGCUCACUCUUUUCUGUGAAAAUACCAGGAAAAUAGUUUUGGGGUUUGGGGUUGCUUGGUGGUGGAGGUGGUGUUUGGGGGGAGUAGUUUCUUUUUCAUACAGAAGUGUGAUAGAUCCAGUAAUACAAUUCUAAAACUGUAAACCAAAACUUUCUUAUUAAAGCUCAGAAGAUGCAUUUGAA